CUAUAUUUUGUUCUCAUUCUAUUCAAAUAGUAAACAAAUUGAAGGCCAAUAAUUCACAAUCUCAAGGCAAAAUUUCCUUUUCUUUUCAUUAUUUUUCUCCCUGUGUGAUUUUGUAUAUUGUACAUUUGUACUGCUAAUCUUUCUCUUCUCUGUUUCCAGCGAUUUGAAACAGUGCAAAAGGAUGCUCCUCCUGCUCCCCUGACCUCUCCCUCUCUGCAUCUCUGCACAUUUUCAGAGAAAAAAGUGAAGUCCCCAAACACCAAAAAACCAGAAACCGAAACCCUCUCUACCCUCUUUCCUUUCAAUUUCCUUUCUUCUCGAGAAAUUCAAACCACAAACCCAAAAGGCAGCAACUUGUAGACUGUAGUAGUAGUAGUAACCAUUAGCCAAAAUUUACUGACCCAGCUCAGCUCCAUCUCAAAUUUUCAAUCUUUUCUCCAAACCCACCUCCUCAAUCCUUCUUCAAGACCUCCAAACCCCACCACCAUGAUACGAUAGAACAGAGAAGAAAAGGGAAGAAUUUGUUUUCCGAAAAUGGGUUUCCCCUCGAAACCCUUGUUCUACAUUCUUCAUCUCCCUCCCAUCUUCCUCUUCCUCCUCCUCCUCUUCUCCACAAACCCAACUCAAUCCGCUCCAGAUUACACCUCCCUAGUCUACAAGGGCUGCUCAAAGGAAGCUUUCCAAGAUCCAACCGGCCUCUACUCACAAGCCCUCUCAGCACUCUUCGGCACUCUAGUCCAACAAUCCACAAAAUCCAAAUUCUUCAAAACCACCACGGGGACAGGCCAAACCACAAUCACCGGCCUCUUCCAGUGCAGAGGCGACCUCUCAAUCGGCGACUGCUACAAAUGCGUGAGCGGCCUCCCCGUCCUGACCGACAAAAUGUGCGGCAAGGCCAUUGCUGCCCGCGUCCAGCUCUUCGGCUGCUACAUUCUCUACGAGGUUGCUGGGUUCACUCAGGUCUCGGGGAUGGAGAUGCUGUUCAAGACCUGCGGCCGCUCCACCGCUGCCGGGAGUGGGUUUGAGGAGAGAAGGGACACUGCCUUGUCUGUUCUUGCUAAUGGAGUGGCGAGUGGGCAUGGAUUCUUCACUACGAGCUACCAAUCGAUGUAUGUUUUGGGGCAGUGCGAGGGAGAUAUUGGGGAUUCGGAUUGUGGGGAGUGUGCCAAGAGUGCUGUACAGAGAGCUCAGGUGGAGUGUGGGAAUGCAAUCUCUGGCCAAAUCUAUCUUCACAAGUGCUUCAUUAGUUAUAGCUAUUACCCCAAUGGGGUUCCCAGGAGGUCUUCGUCAUCUUAUGGUUCACCUUCAUCAGGGACAGGGCAGAACACAGGGAGGACGGUGGCUAUAAUAUUAGGAGGGGCUGCAGGAGUGGGGUUCUUGGUGAUCUUCCUCAUGUUUGCAAGAAAUCUGCUGAAGAAACAUGAUGAUUAUUGAGAAACAAAAAAAAAAAAAGAGAAGGGAGGCUGGUGGUGGUGAAGAAGGGACCUAAAUGCAGAUUGGGGAGGAGGCAUCAACAAUUCUUUUGUUUUUGGAAGAAGCUUGGUGGGAUUGGUUCUUGUGGUGGAGAGGGGGAGGAUGCACAAGUUUUUGUAGAGUUAGGAUUGAGUUAUCAUCAAUUGAAAGGGGAAGGGUAAGUAUUAUGUGAAGGGAGGAAGCAAUUAGGCCAUGGGAAUUACAAAACAAAGCAAAAGAAUGUCUGUGGUAAUAUUGAAUAUAUAUUUUUAUUAGAGAGGGGACUUGGGUAAUGGAGUUUUUUUGCAGCAUCAAGGAAAGAGAGGCAUGUGGGUGGUGGGAAGAUGAAGAAAAGAGGAGGAUGCUUGUUUUGUUGUCUCUUCUCUUUGCUCUUUUUCUCCAAACAGACUGAUGCUGUUCUGUUUUGCUUCCUGGCUUCCUUGCUUCUCUGUCUAUUCUUUUCUUUUCUUUCUUCCCCUCCCACAUCUCCUUAGCUAUGCUUUUCUUCUCUCAGAAAGUUGUAAACAGGAAAACCCACUUUUCCUUCCUUCCUUCCUUCCCCUCCCUCCCCUUCACCUACUACAGAAACAAGAUGUCAUCAAUCAAUCAAAUGCAUACAUGAACUGCUAUUUGGUGCCCGAUUAACACAACGUGAUUUCGUCAAAGACGACAAAUUUCGAUCCAUGAAUGCUCAACCGAGUGGUUAAGAUCAAUCUACAGCACCUGUUAGCAGCAGCCAUAAGAGGGAGCAGGCAUGUGUGCUUGCUCACAUGGGAUGUGCGUCAUUUUGGGAUUUGGGAUUAGCCAUACUCACAUCGAAUGUGGUAUAGAGGUUUGUUGUGUUGUGGUGGCAGUAGCAAAUCUUCAUUUCUCUUCCUGAUAAUAAUGAUUCAGAUGUCUGUGUAUAUGGGCAGGAAGGCCAGCUAAGGAUAACAAUGUAGCUAUCUGUCAUCCUUCGUUGCCAUUCAUGGGACUGUCAUUCCUUCGUUGCCUUCAAAAUUUUCAUAUAGC
Molecule: messenger RNA, 2463 nt
Organism: Linum tenue
Lineage: Eukaryota; Viridiplantae; Streptophyta; Magnoliopsida; Malpighiales; Linaceae
Source: the annotation of a GenBank genome assembly